AUGGGACUUAGUUUAUUUAGUGAGUUCAGCCAUCUGUCUUUGCCAUUGUUUCCUCCACCAACCAUGGGCAAGUCGAAGUGUCUGCGAGUGGUGCUAUCUGAUUCCUCAGCACUCAACCUGAGUGAUUACGACUCGGAGAUCGCAACUCCACUUGUCAAGCCUGAGGUUGACUCACCUUUGGAGCCUUGUUGGCAUACCUGUCAUCCCAAUGCUGGAAAAGGUGGAGCAGCCUCUCAGUUAAGGAGGGCUGGAGAAGCUGUGAUUGAUGAACCAGGAAGAUGCACUGGCAAGGGACGACAGUUUGUUAUACCUGAUGGAGAGCUGGAGAAGAUCAUGGUGCCAUCUCCAGUAAAAAAGAGAACUUGUAAGAAAGGUAAAAAAUCAGCUGUACCAGCAGUUACAAUACCAGAUCAAUCAGAUGAUGCAGGUUUCGCACCUUCUCUGCAUGUUGCAGAGCCUGGUGAAAGGUUUGGGUUACAGAAGAACCCCAUUCCUCCGGGUUAUGUCAGUUUGCAGUGUUUGUGGUUGGAAGAGCACCCUGAGUGUCUAAAAUCUCGUAUUCAGCAGAAUAGACCACGCUCCCAUACUCACACAGAGGUUGCAAGAAGGCCUGCUGUUGAACCACCUGUCAUAUGUGCACCCGCUAUCCAUGAGGCACAGCCUACCAUCCCACACCUGAAGCCACCUGUUCACAAAAAAUUGUUGGGGGCAGGUCGAGCUUUUCCAGACAGCGCUUCCUCCAUCUUGCGACCUGUUGCUGUAUCGGAAAAUGAAGAAACCAAACAUCACAGCAACAAGGAUAUGUCCGAGGUUGAUGGUGGGUUAAACAUGGUCAAUGAUGACAAGUUCCCUCUGAGCAAUGACAAAAUGUGUACCUCUCCACCUGUUGAAUUCUCACUUGACAGAUCUGCAGAUGAGAAUGAGGAUAUCGGCCACACCCAGCGACGUCAAGGUCAGGCAGAACAAUGGGUCGAUCACCUUGGACAUGCAUCUCGAAAGGAUGACAGGCAAGAUAGGCGUAAAGAUUGCGGUGAGCAGAGCCAACCACAAACUAGUCGAUUGCAUGGUGCUAGCAAACAAGCUCAUUCCAAUGCAAUAGUGGAAGUGGAAGUGCCUAAUGUGGAUUAUGAUGUCAUUAAAUGGCAUCAGAAGACCAAUCAUCAUAUUUGGUCUCCAUCACUGACAUACUUGCAUUCAGUGCACCAUUCUGGCUUCAUGGUCAAACAGCCAAACACCAAGCGCGCUCACACUAGCACUCUCUGGUCAAACAACGAUCAUCAAGCAGGUGUGGACUCUGAUGGUGACAUGAAGGUUGAUUCAGAAGUCCAACACACCAGUGUUGGGCGCCACACAAAGGCAGCCAAGAAUGUACAGGGCAGUACUGUUGUUGCAAAACAGAAGACUCUUGGUUUCUUUCCGGAUCUUUGGGUCAAACUGCUAAAUUACACAAAGGCCUGUUUCAGGUUGCAUCUUGCCACUGCAGACCCAUUCCCUGCACAUGAGGAAGCCCUUAGUGAUACUGGUAUAUGCUUGGAACUAGUCACGGAAUUGAUCCAAACAGCUUUGGGAGAUUCUGAAAAGGUGUACCGUAAACUAACAAAUAUGCUCAAGCAGGUUGCAGAUGACGAAUAUCACAGUGAGAAGCUCAAUGAAGCACUCCGAUCUUGGGCUCUGGCUGGCAUGACUGGGGUUGUUGUUGAUGAUGAGCCUCAAGACCUCGAGAGCGAUUCCAACUGGGUGGUUGAACUUGAUUAA
Suillus fuscotomentosus is the source of this 1755-nucleotide messenger RNA. RefSeq lists its product as uncharacterized. The coding region runs from base 1 to 1755 and encodes 584 amino acids. The record is from RefSeq and is a predicted model, not a curated record. Lineage: Eukaryota; Fungi; Basidiomycota; Agaricomycetes; Boletales; Suillaceae. The transcript is spliced from 5 exons.